Molecule: messenger RNA, 2296 nt
Organism: Durio zibethinus
Lineage: Eukaryota; Viridiplantae; Streptophyta; Magnoliopsida; Malvales; Malvaceae
Source: RefSeq, a predicted model, not a curated record
AGAUUUUGGCUUAGCUGUGGAAAUUGUUUCAUUGUUGGACACGAGGCCAACCAAUGAACCAACUUUGCGAGCGAGGACGUAUUCAAAGAAGCCAUAAGCUUUUCUGAAUGCUGAUUUGGGCUGUAUUCAGGAAAUUAUAUAAUGGAUUCUUAAUUUUUGGCCAAAUUGAUGAGUGUAACUUCAAACAAGUGGCCACUCUUGGGGUCUCAUGUUUUGGUUCGGUAAAUAAAUAAGCACUGUAACAGUCAAAGCUGCUUCAGCUGCAAUCAAAUAUUAGAAAAUUUUAAUACAAGGGGUGAAUUCACCGGGCUAUCUACCCCACUGCUGUACUUUACAUAGCAAGCUUUGGUGGUUGGCCCCUUGCUUUUGAUGAAAUCAUUCGAGUGGUUGGAAUUUAAAACACCAUUGCCUUCUCUCAACUGAAGAAACCAUGAGCAAAUCUCCAGAACAUCCAAAAUAUGAGACAAGUGAUUAUGCUUGCUAUGAAUUUGAUCCUCAGGUGAACUUUUCACAGUUUCUAGAAGAAGCAAGACAACAUGCAAGAGACAUAAACUUCCAGCGGUCAUCCUCAUGUUCAGAGGAAGCCGGAAAGAAAAGACUGGAAGGCGAGAAAAAGAACAAGAAAUCAUGGAAAAAUUCUCUCUUCUCAUGGUGGAAAACUGACAGAAAGAGCAAACCUAGUUCGGAUCCUGUCGAUGUUCCUAAUAUUUCCAAGCCAACCAAAGGUUAUUGUUCUGGUCCACUGUGUGGAACUGCCAGGGGAAUCGAUACACCGCGCCGGCGUCCAUCAUCAGGGCCAGUCUCCAUCCUCUUCAACCCCAAAAGGAAAGUGGAAAAUGAGGUACCUUACAUGUGUCUUGACCAGCCUAACGAUCCUUAUCAAAUCAACGCCUAUGGACCUGUCUAUUUGGUGACAUAGUAUAUCAAUGACAGAGGACUUGACAUGGGGCUUCUGCAUUACUUUAGCCAAGAAAAUGUUGUCCCAACUCCCACCAGGCAAAACUGGGGAACUUUGUGACACAAACUAUAAAGUAAUAUAUUUAAUGAGGUGAGUAACUAGAUAUAUCAAUAAUCUGAAUCUCAGUUCUGACGGAUACAUGGUGGGGCACUUGACAGAGGGGGCUUGUAAUUAGAAGCAGCUCUUCCCAGUUAAUUUGAGUGACAAGAGAUCCAAGUUGUAAAAGUGAUCCAUGUAGUCAUUGAAUUUCAAUUCUCAUUUCUGGUUUCCCCAGUUUUCUAAUCUGCUUCUCGUGUUUGUCUGUCUUAAAGUCUCAAUGAUGGUUAUACGUUUCUGUGUUUGAUAAUUAAGAACUUGCAGAAAGAAUACAGAUGCUCCGAUUACACCAUCCUGCACUGCACUGCGUAAGCCAGGAAUUGAAAUGAAUUUAAUUUUACAUCUGAUGCCUACCAGAAAUUAAUUUUACUAAUUCUUGAUGCGGCUAGGUCUGGGAUCGCUCCCAUAACGCAAAGAAAGCAGUCACGCCAGAAAGUCAAGCUUUCAUUUCAAGCUGCCCUUAUGUGGUACUAUCUAUUCAUAAAACUAUGAAAGUAAUAAUACUAAAAAAAAAAAGAAGGUUUCUUAAUCCGAAUACUGAUUCUGUCACCACAUGCCACUACAUAAUACCAAAUAAAAAGAAAGAACAAGCUAAAAAACCAAGAAGGGUUCCCUGCUUGAGGAUUCCCGAGCUAUAACUCACUUUAUAAACUUUACUUGUUUUGCCUUGUAGCAAUUUCAUAAAGCAAUUACUAGGGCGAAGUGAGCUUGGUUUCUCACAGAAAGCACUAUCAGUAUCACUGUCACCGGGGUUCAGCUGCUUGGGAAGAGCAUAAUAGAGAACGCUACUCUCGAACCAAUUUCAUUUGUCAAACCCAGCCAGUAGCAACAAUUCUCCUCAAACGGUCCCAUUUUCUUGGUUAACAUAAACCACAGUUACGUGUUAGGCUAACCGACGCAAAUAACAUCGUUUCAACUAUUUUACUUGACGCUAGAGGAACCACAAGAUGGAGUGAAGAACCACUUUCGAGACUCAACAUGUAUAUGAUUCUUGUUCAAAUUAGAAAGGGAAAUCUUUUUGUGUUGUCAUAAAUCAGAACAGCAUCAAGAGAUGUCUGUAAAUGUCUACCAGAAUGCGACAUUAGACCCCCCCCCCCCUUUCUUCAUUGAGUUUCUAUUCUGGCUCUGAAACAUUUUUCAUGAAACCAAGCAUUCGUUAUAUGCCCGUUUGUGACCUAAGCCAACAGUAGCAAAUCUGAAAUUUUCCCAAUUACAUUUUUGCAUUAACUACAUAGCCAAACA